AUGGCGCGCACGGCCCCUGUGGAGCCCCCGCUGCGGCCUCCUGCGCCCCCCUCGCCGGCCGCGGGUGAGCCCCGCACCUCUGUCGAGGCAGCGGCGGCCCCGCGGAGGGUGCUCUUUGCCGACGAGGCCCUGGGGCUGCCGCUGGCGCAGCUGCGCUGCUACCGGCCGUGGGGCGGGCCCGGGGCGGGCAAGAUGGCGGAGGUGGCCGGGCAAGAUGGCGACGGCGGCGGGGCCGACGAGGACGACGAUGGCGAGGAUGGGGAUGAAGGGGAGGAGGAGGAGGAAGAGGAGGCUUGCCCGGAGCCCUCGCCACUGUGCCCCGUCCCCGCCGGCGGGGGGUUUUACGUGGUGCCCACAUUUUCGCUGCCGCCUGCGCCGGGCCGUCUGGAGCGCUUGGGGCGCGUCAUGGUGGAGCUGGAGGCGCUGCUGCCGCCUCCCGGAGCGGUCCCCGGGGUUUCCGGGGUGUGGGUGCCUGGGGGGCGCCCGCCGGUGCUGCGCGGGUUGGUGCGCGUGCUGAACCGCUCCUUCGAGAAGGCGGUGCACGUGCGGGCCUCACACGACGGCUGGGCUUCCUUCUGCGACCACCCAGCGCGCUACGUCCCGCGCAGCCCGCCGGUGGCAGGAACGGGAGGACCAGGAGCCGGAGACCCCCUCCUGGAUCCAGGCCUUGGCCUGGUGUCCGGCCAGGUGUACGCCUCCUCGCCCGACGACGGUGGCCGCACUGACCGCUUUGCCUUCCAGCUGCCCUUUGCGGAGGGCGCGGGCGAUGGGGCGCGCCUGGACUUCGUGGUGCGCUAUGAGACCCCCGAGGGCAUUUUCUGGGCCAACAACCACGGCCGCAACUACACGGUUCUGCUCCGGAUCUCACCCGCUCCCUCACCCACUGACGCUGAAGGGCUGCCCCAGCAGCAGCAGCUGCCGCAGCUGGAGCCACAGCCCGAGUGCCAGGGUACCGUGGAGGCUGAGGCCAGGCAGCUGAAGAGCUGCAUGAAGCCGGUGAGGCGCAGGCCUAACGAGGAAGAGCUGAGGAUGAAGAGCUCGGAUGAUAAUACCCCUGCUGUGGCAGAUCAUCUUGAUGUCCAGGAGUCAGUGGGUCCCCUGGUGGCUCCCACUCCUCUCCGUCCAUGGCCACAGAUGACACAUCAGGUUUCUGAAGUUACAGUGACUGGCAGACUCACAGAGGAAGGUGACAUCCCCAGCAACAGUGCAUCUGUGGCUUUCACAGAGGUCCACCAGACACCAGCCAUCAGGAUCCCCCCCUCCUCCUUUCUCUGUGGCCUGGGUGGCUCGCCCAGGGACCAGGCCUCAGGGCCUGAUGCAAGUGAUGGGGCAGCUGGGCCUCUCCUGGAACAGGCGGCGUGGGAAGUAUCCAGCGAGAAUGGAGGGGGCCGAAAGGAGCCCGUGGUAGGGGCUAUUAUGGACGAGCCCCCCAGGGGUUUGGAGGCCAUGAGUGGGUUGGAGGAGCUGCUCAGCGAGGACUCCAUUGACCAGGAGCUGGAGCAGCUCUACCUGUCCCACCUGAGCCGCCUUCGGGCUGCUGUGGCUGCAGGUGGGGCGGGAAAUGGCGGGGAGGGCUCCACAGAUGGGGGGGUGUCUCCUAGCCAUCCCCUGGGCAUAUUCACGGACCGCGACCUGAUCUUGAAGUGGCCUGGCCCUGAGCGGGCCCUGAACAGUGCCCUGGCGGAAGAGAUCACACUGCACUAUGCCCGGCUGGGGCGUGGUGUGGAGCUUAUCAAGGACACUGAGGACCCUGAUGAGGAGGGGGAGGGCGAAGAUGGGCUCUCCACGAUACCUUCCAGUCCAGAAGGGGGCACCCCCAAGGAAUCGCCUCCAGAAAUCCUCUCUGGGGCCCGUUCUAUGGUAGCCACUAUGGGAGAUGUGUGGCUCCCAUGGGCAGGGGGCUUGGCAUGUGACAGCCCUGUGGUUCUGGGUCCAGAGGGGCAGUUCAAUGGGGCGCCAGAGAAGGGGGUGCGCAAGGACACUGACUCUUUGCACAUGAAUAGGGUGAUAUCUGGGGUGCCUGGGUUCCCAGGAGGGACAGAAGCCCGGAUGGAGUCCACUGAAUGGGCAGACAGCUUGGUUUCUGUGUCUGGCAAGGAGCCAGCUGUUUCAGGCCCACAGGGUCAAAAUCUCACCCUCCUUGGCAUUUCAGGGGCUGAAAUCUGUCCUUCCAGCCUGGCCAGGUGCCAUGUGAGUUUCCAGGAUGAAGAGGGUUCAGGCCUAAACCUUGAGUCCCCAAAGAGGUCUCCCACCUUAGCAGCCCCUGCAGAAUGUGUGUGUGUUUUGUCUCCCCAGCUCUGGGGGCCCUUGACCCAGACUCUGGGGGUCCUGGCUGGCCUGGUAGUGGUCCCUGUGGCUCUGAACAGUGGUAUGUCCCUCCUGGUGCUUGCGCUGUGCCUCUCUCUGGUCUGGUUCUCGUAGGAGCUGCUUGUGGGACCAGCAAUAACAAGUGUCCCCUUCUCUGGGGUCUGGGGAGGGGCAGCCCCUACACCAUCCCCAGAGGGUUCAGAUGGGAUGUGUGGCCUGUACAGUGAGUGGAUCCUUUACUUCUGAGAAUGCUUGACUGCAGAGAGGCCUCCCGUCCCUGAGCUCUCCAGUCAGCACAGGGCUCCUGUGGUGAUACCAGUGGAGAGGAACGGGACGGGUGGAUAGCGGAAAUGAGAACUUGCAGAAUGGCAGUGGGCAUGUCCUCCUUUCCCCCUCCCACCCCCCUGAGCCUGUAUUUAUUUUUGUAUAAUUCUCUGGAUGAGGGAGAGUGGUCGUGAGCUGGUCUUGGGGCACAAUUACCCAGAGAUAUAUUUAUUAACAGCCAACCUGUGCAACCUGCUGGAGCUUUAUUUUUAAUUUAAUUUAUAUAGAGUACCUAUUAUUAUAUGCCACAAUAGAGCUCUAUGA
Molecule: messenger RNA, 2895 nt
Organism: Eptesicus fuscus (big brown bat)
Lineage: Eukaryota; Metazoa; Chordata; Mammalia; Chiroptera; Vespertilionidae
Gene: PPP1R3F
Product: protein phosphatase 1 regulatory subunit 3F
Exons: 4
Coding region: 1-2421 (806 amino acids)
Biological process (GO): regulation of glycogen biosynthetic process
Cellular component (GO): protein phosphatase type 1 complex
Molecular function (GO): glycogen binding; protein phosphatase 1 binding
Source: RefSeq, a predicted model, not a curated record